AUGACAGACUGUGAAGGUUGCACUUCAGAAGAGUCUGUUGAUUAUGUGCUUGAUAUUAUCGCUGAGGUAUCUUUUUGUAUUUUUCUGCCGGGGGUGGGCCAGAUUGGGAAGGGCGGUACGAGGGUGAGACUUGGCAUUGGUGUUUUGGAACAUCAAAGAUGGACAGGGUUUUCGCGGAGAUCGCUUCUCGGAUAUCUCCACAACUACAGAUCGGGGAUCUUCCAAAAUCGAGAAGAUUGGUGCAUAUGGCUAGGUCUCUUCACCUUACAAUUUGUAUGGCACUUUGGCCCGGGGUUGUGGUGUGGUAGGGGAGAAUGGGGGAUAAUCCCACACAGGAGUUUCGAACAACGUCCGGUUCACAUUUGGCUGGAUAACUCCACCACCACACAGGGUAUGCGGUCGGCGAUGGGGUCAGAAUGCUCGUAUGAUCAAGGGCUUUUCGAUGGAUCUAUCGGCGGGUUCUUAUUCGAAAAAUCGAGCGAGUUCGUGGUGGAGCGGUUGACUUGUCUGCUUGAAGACAUGACUUUCAUACUGUGAAUUCUGAUAAGUCAGAAUGACACAGUCUUCACUAAGAAUCUGAUUAUAAUAAAGACAUUAACACUGUCAUUUGUAAGCUCUAGUCUAUAAGAUAAUGAAUUUCUACUGAGAUGAACAGUCUGCAGUGUAUAUAAGAGAAGAAGAAAUCAUACUCUUAUUAAAGUUAAAAAACAAGAAAACAAACAGAACUGUGAACACAAUUUAGAGACUAAUAAAGAAAAAACAAAGAAAAC
Blastomyces dermatitidis ER-3 is the source of this 770-nucleotide messenger RNA. RefSeq lists its product as uncharacterized. The record is from RefSeq and is a predicted model, not a curated record. Lineage: Eukaryota; Fungi; Ascomycota; Eurotiomycetes; Onygenales; Ajellomycetaceae. Bases 1 to 537 code for a protein of 178 amino acids. The transcript has a single exon.